AUGCCUCGUGAUGUCAGGUUCAAUCCUUGCAACAUUGGAUGCGAGAGCGCCGCGGUCAACUUCCCUGUCGAGGAGCAGGGCCUGCCCGGAAUCCCUUGGGACACUUCGGACACCCUGAUGCCUACCCGCCACUUCAGGGACUGUUGCUUUGAUCUACUUGAGGGUACUAGCAGCACACCCUGGAAUUCGACCGGCUUUGAGGAUGACCUGCUCCUGGAGUUUUCAACUGGCGCUGAUGGCUUGAACGCUGCUCUUCUUCCGCCCGUCGUUGGUGGCGACUCAGAGUUCGCGUGCGACCUCUCCGACCCGCUUCAGAUUGCGCCUCCUGUUGCGACAAUCCACGGUCGGGAAACGGAGGGUGACUCGUUGCAACAUCCAUCAACAGCCUCCAGUUUCUGCAAUGCCGUCCCCAUCCCGGAAAUGGUGCCCCAGAAGAAUCCAGAACAGGCCGCACAGGGCUGCACAGGCAAGAAGCGCACGCGCAAGCCCAACACCGCAGGGGAGUGGAUGACCAUGGAGUUCCUUGAGGCCGGCGGCUUCCUUGACAUGCCCCUGGCGGUUGAGUGUCCUGGUUUCCCACCCAUCCAGCCGCGUUUGGAGGAGGCCGCCCGGAAGCUGCACAUGAGCGUGGCGGUUCUGAAGCCCACAGUGCGCAAGCUGGGCGUGACCCGCUGGCCCUCGCGCAAACGCAACUCCCUGCGCCGGCUCAUGGAGACUGCGCAGACCAUGGGGAAGCCCAUCAACAAAUUUGGUGGAGACAUCACGGAGCUGCGCAGGCUGCUGGAGGCAGAGCGCAAGAGCUACCAGGGAGACAGUGAGAACUGGCCCAUGAUCCAGAAGGUUCGCGACACCUACUACAAGACCCGGUUCCUGCACAAGCGCGGCAGGAAAGAGCCCAAGGCCCCCUCUACACCACCGCCCGCUGCGCCAUUCCUUGCCAGCGCAUCGAGCUGCUCAAUGCCUAUGGCCAAGCAGCCCCCCGAGGGGCUCACCCUCGAUACACUCCAGCCCGGCAGGGGCGCCAGAUCUGGCAGCGCGCCACCUGACGUCGCCUGGGGCGCCCACGGCAGCCGCGUGCACCGCCGCCGCAGCCGCCGCGCAGCUUCCAUUUUCUGA
This is a messenger RNA of Coccomyxa subellipsoidea C-169, 1116 nucleotides long. RefSeq lists its product as hypothetical. The record is from RefSeq and is a predicted model, not a curated record. NCBI's taxonomy places the organism in Eukaryota, Viridiplantae, Chlorophyta, Trebouxiophyceae, Coccomyxaceae. The transcript is spliced from 8 exons. Bases 1 to 1116 code for a protein of 371 amino acids.